GGGAUCUCCGCACCACCAUUGGAACAACAGAGGGCAGCCAUAACAACUUACAACUUGAUUGAAAGUUAUCUGUGUCCGCGUGCUUCAAUACAAGCCUUAGACACUACAGCUACAUUUUGUGCCAUUGACUUUGAGCACUGGUUGAGAUGUGGUACUUGUGGAGUUUCAUUGAGUGGUUGCUCCACACGUGGGACGGCAGAGAACGAACACCAGCUGAGGUUAAACCCAUACUGUGUCAAACGGCACAACAACAACAACCUUGGAUAAAUGGUGAACAAAUGGUAGUAGUCAGUAUUGUUUUUAUGUCGGUAAAUGUUAACUUGAGACAAUUUGUGGGUGUCCCCUAUCUCGGGCCAGAUGAUGAGAUAAUACUGGGCGACACUGAACAAGAUCUCACAGUAAAUACCAACAGCAGAGAUGUCAUCCAGCUGUCUAACAGCAGUGACGUCAUCCAGCUGUCUAACAGCAGUGACGGCAUCCAGCUGUCCAACAGCAGUGACGUCAUCCAGCUGUCCAACAGCAGUGACGUCAUCCAGCUGUCCAACAGCAGUGACGUCAUCCAGCUGUCCAACAGCAGUGACGUCAUCCAGCUGUCCAACAGCAGUGACGUCAUCCAGCUGUCCAACAGCAGUGACGUCAUCCAGCUGUCCAACAGCAGAGAUGUCAUCCAGCUGUCCAACAACAGAGAUGUCAUCCAGCUGUCCAACAGCAGUGACGUCAUCCAGCUGUCCAACAGCAGUGACGUCAUCCAGCUGUCCAACAGCAGUGACGUCAUCCAGCUGUCCAACAGCAGAGAUGUCACCCAGCUGUCUAACAGCAGAGACGUCAUCCAGCUGUCCAACAGCAGUGACGUCAUCCAGCUGUCCAACAGCAGUGACGUCAUCCAGCUGUCCAACAGCAGUGACGUCAUCCAGCUGUCCAACAACAGAGAUGUCAUCCAGCUGUCCAACAGCAGUGACGUCACCCAGCUUUCCAACAAGGCCAUUCUAGAUCCACCAGAGGAAAGUGACCUGCACAAUGUAAGCUCCCAAACAGAAGAGUUUGAGGACUGUGAAAGUCUCGCUGACUUUCCGAAGACCUUGAGAGACAGCAGAGACAGCAGCGGCAGCAAGGACAGCCAGGACAGCAGGGACACAUGGAGCCUUAGUACACUAUUAAGGGAAACAAGUUGCGUCAGCGCCUGUUACAUUUGCGGCUGGAGCGGAUCUGGCACUGAAUCCAUUCAAAUUGCCUGCUGUAACAGUUGCGCUUAUAGAGCGCGUAGUUUGAAAAACACGUUUGAACCACCAGAAUACACAGCCCGGGACGAUUUGGGCUGGGGUCGGGCCAGGAAACGAUUGAAACUAGCAGGGACCCGGGGCAGGAGGAUGCUGGACCCUCGGGCGUCUCGACGUAACUGGUUGCUUACCUUGAGAAAACGGGCAAAAUGAGUCGACCGGGCUGCACUGUCAACAGUACUUUGUUAAGCCGGCUAAUAAGGGAAGCUGUGAGCAUAGCACAUCACUUCACUAUAGGGUUUUACAGAACUUCAUUAUGCUUGGUUUUAAGGGCAUAGCACAUCAUUUUACAUCGUUUUACCGGGUAAUAAGGGUCUCACUGUGAACAAAAGUUCAUUAUAAUAAAAGCAGCACUGACACCAACACAAG
This is a messenger RNA of Physella acuta, 1646 nucleotides long. Its product is annotated as dentin sialophosphoprotein. NCBI's taxonomy places the organism in Eukaryota, Metazoa, Mollusca, Gastropoda, Physidae. The record is from RefSeq and is a predicted model, not a curated record.